AUGUCUGACACGCAUGGAUCCAAGCCAAAGCCCAAGAACAAAGGUGAACCCAGCACUGAGGAUGAACUCAACGGGAAAGAUGUUAUGCGGGUAACUACAGGAUGGAGAGAGCCUUUACCAGAAGCAGAUGUCGUUCUCCAUUGCGGUGACCUCACGAAGCGUACUACGAUCCCCGAGUUUGAGAAAACUUUCUCAGUGUUGCGGUCUAUCAGAGCCCCCCUGAAACUAGCCAUUGCAGGCAACCACGAUACUGCACUCGAUGAUAACUACUGGAUCAACAAGUAUGGGGGAUCGGAGGAGACUCUGGAAAAGGUCAAGAAGAUUGUUAAGAGUGCCGAGGAGGAUGGUGUUCGGUACUUGACAGAGGGCGUUCAUGAGUUUACUCUGAAGAACGGUGCCUUACUGAAAGUAUAUGCAAGUCCGUGGACUCCUGCCUACGGUGGCUGGGCGUUUCAGUAUGAGUAUGGUCACGACUUCAGCAUUCCUACAGGGAUCGACGUCGCUAUCACUCACGGCCCUCCGCAUGGUAUCUGCGACUUUGCGGGCAAGUCGGGAAACCACGCUGGCUGCCCAGACCUCCUUGCGGCUGUCGCCCGCGCAAAGCCCAGAAUCCACUGUUUUGGACAUAUCCACGAAGCCUGGGGGAUGCACCAUGUAACCUGGGAUGGCGAUGAUAUUGAUGAGGAGCGAUCACGAAAGGUUGGGCUUAAGGGGCUACGACCGAACCCCAUAACGCAGAAGAAAGAGGUGGUCCAGACGACAAAGACAAAACUCAUUGAAAUGAGCAAACGGAGGGCUAAGCAUCUAGACCUCACUCAAGGCGAUGAUUGCUUAGCACAGGGGAAACAGACACUAUUUGUCAACGGAGCUAUAAUGGAUAUAAAUUACAGGCCUAUACAGCUACCGUGGCUAAUUGACGUUGAUUUGGCUCGGGCUGACGAGUUAGCAUAA
This is a messenger RNA of Fusarium sp. VM40, 951 nucleotides long. Lineage: Eukaryota; Fungi; Ascomycota; Sordariomycetes; Hypocreales; Nectriaceae. The record is from the annotation of a GenBank genome assembly.